GAGCUCGGGAGCUGACGCGGCACACCUUCUCGUGUGCACCAUGUGAGCUGGCCGGAGCCGACGUACACCGCUCGUCAUGAGGAGCCACGCUCUGGCCCAGCUGGCGGUGCUGGCGCUAGCUCUGCUGCCGUGUCGUGCCGACCGAUCGCCAGCGGGGCUCAAGUACAGAGUGCCUGUCGGCUACUCCCUGGACGUGUUCGACAG
Pollicipes pollicipes is the source of this 204-nucleotide messenger RNA. RefSeq names its product membrane-attack complex domain containing protein torso-like (gene tsl). The record is from RefSeq and is a predicted model, not a curated record. NCBI's taxonomy places the organism in Eukaryota, Metazoa, Arthropoda, Thecostraca, Pollicipedomorpha, Pollicipedidae.